UAUUGUUUCUUUUUUUCAUCAGGAUGGAUGAAGGCAGGCAACCACUUUGGAGGAAGUUACCGAUAUCUUCAAGCAAGAUAAAUCCAUACAGAAUGAUCAUUUUACUCCGACUUGCAAUUCUUGGAUUAUUUUUUGACUAUAGAAUUCGCCACCCUGUCCAUGAUGCAUAUGGAUUGUGGCUUACCUCGAUUAUUUGCGAAAUAUGGUUCGCAGUGUCCUGGAUAUUUGAUCAGUUCCCAAAAUGGUUCCCAAUCGAGCGAGAAACAUACCUAGAUAGAUUAUCGCUGAGGUAUGAGAAAGAGGGGAAGCCAUCGGAGUUAGCUCCUAUAGACGUGUUUGUUAGUACUGUUGAUCCAUUGAAAGAACCUCCACUUAUCACUGCAAACACAGUUCUGUCCAUCCUUGCUGUGGAUUAUCCGGUUGACAAGGUUGCUUGCUAUGUAUCAGAUGAUGGUGCUGCCAUGCUCACUUUUGAAGCGCUCUCUGAGACAUCUGAAUUUGCAAGGAAGUGGGUGCCAUUCGUCAAGAAGUUCAAUAUUGAGCCUCGUGCCCCGGAGUGGUAUUUUGCUCAAAAGGUUGACUAUCUUAGAGACAAAGUGCAUCCUACAUUUGUGAGGGAACGGCGUGCAAUUAAGAGGGAAUACGAAGAAUUUAAAGUUCGGAUAAAUGGGUUGGUUUCCAUGGCACAGAAGGUUCCCGAGGAGGGUUGGACAAUGCAGGAUGGGACUCCAUGGCCAGGGAACAAUGUCAGAGAUCAUCCUGGAAUGAUCCAGGUGUUCCUGGGUCAAAAUGGUGUCCGUGAUGUUGAAGGAAAUGAGUUGCCUCAACUCAUUUAUGUUUCUCGUGAGAAGAGGCCAGGAUUUGAUCACCACAAAAAAGCCGGUGCAAUGAAUUCCCUGAUGCGAGUCUCGGCAGUCAUCUCAAAUGCUCCUUACCUACUGAACGUCGAUUGUGAUCACUAUAUAAACAACAGUAAGGCACUCCGUGAAGCUAUGUGUUUCAUGAUGGAUCCCACCUCUGGAAAGAAAAUAUGCUACGUGCAGUUUCCUCAAAGGUUUGAUGGGAUUGAUCGUCACGAUAGAUACUCGAAUCGCAAUGUUGUGUUCUUUGAUAUCAAUAUGAAAGGACUGGAUGGGAUCCAGGGACCAAUUUAUGUCGGAACGGGUUGUGUCUUCAGGAGGCAAGCACUCUACGGCUAUGAUGCCCCGAUCAAGAAGAAACCCCCGGGGAAGACGUGCAAUUGUUUGCCUAAAUGGUGUUGCUGCUGUUGUGGAUCUAAAAAGAAAAGUAAGAAAGGGAAAUCAAAGGAGAGUAAGAAGAAGACAAAGAGCAGGGAGGCAUUGACACAAAUACAUGCACUUGAAAAUAUUGAGGAAGGAAUUGAAGGAAUAGAAAAUGAGAAAUCAUCCCUCAUUCCCCAAAUAAAAUUUGAGAAAAAGUUUGGACAGUCACCGGUUUUCAUUGCUUCAACGCUGUUAGACGACGGUGGAGUUCCAACAGGAGCAACUUCUGCGUCACUCUUGAAAGAAGCCAUUCAUGUCAUUAGCUGUGGUUACGAGGAUAAAACCGAGUGGGGAAAAGAGGUUGGGUGGAUUUAUGGCUCAGUUACUGAGGAUAUUUUGACUGGCUUCAAGAUGCAUUGCCAUGGUUGGCGAUCAGUGUACUGCAUGCCCAAAAGGCCUGCAUUCAAGGGGUCAGCUCCCAUUCUUAUCUUUGUCUUCUCCAAUCUUCAAUCCUUCAACACAACCCUCCUCCUCUCUUAUCUCCGCAACUUCCGCCUUCUUUUCCGUAUCACCGCCGCCCUUCUUAGCUACACAUUCCUUGAUCGCCACCACCAUAUCGAACGAUUCGCCACCAUUUGGCCACAAAUCAUCAUCUGUAGAUGAAAUUGAGGCAGCAUG
Molecule: messenger RNA, 1901 nt
Organism: Camellia sinensis
Lineage: Eukaryota; Viridiplantae; Streptophyta; Magnoliopsida; Ericales; Theaceae
Source: RefSeq, a predicted model, not a curated record